This is a messenger RNA of Hyaena hyaena (striped hyena), 2934 nucleotides long. It is a transcript of the gene CDV3, whose product is annotated as CDV3 homolog. The record is from RefSeq and is a predicted model, not a curated record. Lineage: Eukaryota; Metazoa; Chordata; Mammalia; Carnivora; Hyaenidae. The transcript has 5 exons. Bases 404 to 1033 code for a protein of 209 amino acids. Gene Ontology annotation, cellular component: cytoplasm.
CCACCCCCUCUCCCUUCCUUUCCCGGCGUGCGCGCGCGGGUCUUCCUCCUGCACGCGCCGCCGCUAGCCGGGCACUCUCGCCGAGUCUCUGGCCCGCGCGUUCCUUUUCCCCUCCGGCUGCGGAGCGGACAGGAUCCUGCACGGCGGUCGCGGCAGUAGCUGCAGCCCCGGCAGCCGCGAGGGGCAGGAGCAGCGCGCGAUCCCCCAGGCGGACCGUACCACCGCCCGUCAGCACGCAGGGGGAACCUCCCGCCCCGCCACACUCGCCUCGGCGACCCCGCGGGGCUGAGGCGUCGCCGCGCCCGGGAGCGUGAUCGCAGAGCCGGCCUCGACCCGGAGCUCGGAGCCCCGCGGGCCGCGCCCGCCGCCGGCCCCACCCAUCCGGGCCGUGGAGGCUGCGGCCAUGGCCGAGACGGAGGAGCGGAGCCUAGAUAACUUCUUCGCCAAGAGGGACAAGAAGAAGAAGAAGGAGCGGAGCAGCCGAGCCGCGAGCGCCGCGGGCGCGGCGGGCGGCGCCGGCGGGAGCAGCGGAGCCGCGGGCGCGGCGGGCGGCGGGGCGGGCGCGGGGGCCCGACCGAGCGACAGCGGGACCGCGGGCGCGGGGGCCGCGGGCUCCGGGGCCGCCACCAAGGCCGUGACUAAGGAUGAAGAUGAGUGGAAAGAAUUUGAACAAAAAGAGGUUGAUUACAGCGGCCUGAGAGUUCAGGCGAUGCAAAUAAGCGAAAAGGAAGAAGAAGAUAAUGAAAAAAGAGAAGAUCCAGGUGAUAAUUGGGAAGAAGGUGGAGGUGGUGGUGGUGGUGUCGAAAAGUCUUCGGGUCCCUGGAAUAAAACCGCUCCGGUACAAGCACCUCCUGCUGCAGUAAUUGUUACAGAAACCCCGGAACCAGUGAUGACUAGUGGUGUGUAUAGGCCCCCUGGAGCCAGGUUAACCACAACGAGGAAAACACCGCAAGGCCCACCGGAAAUCUACAGCGACACACAGUUCCCGUCCCUGCAGUCCACUGCCAAGCAUGUAGAAAGCCGGAAAUACUGAGCCUUCGUAAGGGCUGACUACCUCAGGUUUGCUGCACUCGUCGCGGACUUCAUGUGGAUCACUGCUCUGGACACGAAGGUUACAGCUAGUAAGUGUCGGUGUGAAGCCUGAAACCAGCUCUCCUGGACUCAUCAGAAAUCCUGCAGAAAGUCAGCCAUCUGGGUUCUGAUCUGCUGUAAAAGAUGAAGAUUUAAGUGACCUUAAUUAACCUGUCCUGUGCCCCACCCUUAAGGCAUACUCCGUAGUGGGCUGUGUUAGACUUCCUGGCACAUGCCGCUCUCAAGAGAACUCUGUGUUCAGAUAAUCUGUGUAGAGCUGUGAUUUUUAUAAUUUAAACUUUGAGUUGUGUCCUGAGGUAACCGUAAGUUAAAUUCAACCAAACUUGGGUCCACCCAGUGGGACAGAGGGUGGGGAGGAGUGAUCUUAUUUCUUUUAGUGAUUUUUUUUUUUAAUUUGGGUAGUGCUUUUUCUGUGUUCCACAUUAAGGCCUUUUUUCCUCUUUUUUUUUUUUUUUUGACUUGGAGUAAGUUCUUUGACAGCAUAUUGCUUGGUUGAGUAAGUAACCUGAAACAUGCAUUAGGAUUGUGAAACGUCUCGUGAAUUUGCCAAUCCCUGGAGUGGAACCAAAUAGGUUAUAAAGGGCAGUGGAUGCAGGGGGCUCUACUUCAGGUGCUGCUAAAGCCUCCUCCGAUCAGGUCUACACUGUACGUGAACUGCAGUGGAGAGAGUGAGUUCUGCUCAGGCCACGUGAUUCGCUGACCUGCCCUUAUAAAUUCAGAGCAACGGGAGCAGAGCCUUCACCUAAAACCCACUUAGGUUUCCACGGAUCUUGCAUGAUCUUUGACAGGAUUUCCAGAUAGAUUUGUACCCAAAAUUUUAAGGUAUUGGACAUUCUGCAGAUGCAGUGACUGUGCCAGCCAGCUUUCUUCUCAACCUUCUGGUACGUCUUAUGUUCAUCUGAAGAGUCAGGUGAGAGACAGGUGACAUAGCACUUGUGUUUUUAAUAAUUACAGCUUAAACUGUCCAGUAAUUUUUAGUCCUUAAUGGGACUUCAGGAAGCUACCCAGGAUUACUGAGAAGUCUUUCCAUCUAAUGAGAUAGUCUGGUAAUAUACUAGUUUUGUAUCUUUGGUUCAGUAGGAAUACUUUAAAGUGGUAUGUGACCGCUUGGUGCAGAGUCUGGGUUUCUCUCUAAUAAAUCCCUUUGCCAAAUGCAGGAGUUGCAGACUUGCUACUGGCAAGAGUGAAGCAAAUGAGGGAGUGACACUCUUCCUGUUGGGGGGGCAUCUCCUCUGGGAGUUUAGUGUGGACAAAAGUGUCAGUGCAGGAAUCAGCUCCUGGGAGUUGACAGUAUCUCCUGACAGGACCUGCCCACCACACCGGGGCCACCGUGGCGUCUGAGGCAGCAGGCAGGACGCCUGGCCUCCCGUGUGUUGGGGCGAGUGGCUGAGCCAGCCAAGGAGAGGUUGGAUGAUUAAGCAAGAAACCAGGGAUUGUUGGUUAGACUGAAGACUUCAUUUGGGAACCAAAAAUCUUAAAUAAUCUGUUGGACCUUGAGCCACAUAUUUCCCCUAAAAAGUACGCAUUUUCUUUUCCAGCAAAAUUUUGUUGGGGGUUAUGUUAUUGAGGAAUGAACUGAGAUGAACAUGCGGAACUUUUAUUUCAUGGGAUAUUUACUAGAAAUCUGAAGACCUGCAGGAGAUACAAAGUUCCAACUCUUGUUAUAACUUUUUAAAAGAUUGUGAAAUUAUAAAGAUGCACAUGAAUCAAGUUUUAAUAUACUGUAUGAUGGGUGGGUGAGGCUGUCCAUUGUACCAUUUCUUUCUUUGAAUUCUCAGGCAUGGUUUGGCAGUGCAGGAACUCUGUAACAUUAACAAAUUCAAUAAAAAGUAAAUAUAUGGA